CUCGGGCGCGUCCCUAAAUUGCCCUCACAAGCCAGCCAAAGCCAAGCCAUUUGCAUUUGAUGCUGAUUCUCUCCCUCACUUUUUCUAGGGUUUCUUCUUCUUCUUCGUCUUCUCCUCCUCCUUCGUCUUCUUAGCAGACACGAGAGCGAGGUGAAGCGAGCUUGACCGGGCUAUUGAUCGUCACCUGCUUUGCUUUUCGUCUGGUUUUCUUAGAAGAUGUCAGAAGAGGUGGAGUACCGCUGCUACAUUGGUGGCCUUUCGUGGUCGACAUCUGAUAGAGGUCUAAAAGAUGCUUUUGAAAAGUUUGGGCAUCUGCUUGAGGCCAAGGUGGUGGUUGACAAGUUCUCUGGACGCUCUCGUGGAUUUGGUUUUGUAACUUUUGAUGAGAAGCAAGCAAUGGAAGAGGCUAUUGAGGCUAUGAAUGGGAUGGACUUGGAUGGAAGAAAUAUCAUUGUGGAAAAAGCUCAGCCUCAAGGUUCGGGUAGAGACCAAGAUGGUGAUCGCAGUCGUGACCGUGGCCGUGAUCGUGGCCCUAGUCGGGACUAUGGUGGUGGACGUGGAGGUGGAGGGGGAGAGUGCUUUAAGUGUGGCAAGCCUGGGCAUUUUGCAAGGGAGUGUCCUAGUGAAGGGGGCAGAGGAGGUAAGUAUGGGGGGAGGGAUGACAGGUAUGGAGGAGGAGGAGGAGGAGGUGGUGGUCGCUAUGGUCCUGAUCGAAAUGGUGAUCGCUCUGGCGGGCGCAAUAGGGAUAGUGGUACUCGAGGAGGAUCAGGAAAUGACCGCUAUAGUCGGGACCGUUCUGGUCCCUAUGAACGUCGCAGUACAGGAAACUUCCGUUCGGGGUAGAGAGAAUACUCCUGAUAGGACACAGUUGGAGGUUCUGCUGUUACUUGCUGGAGGUGUCAAAGUCUCUUCUGUUGCAUCUCUUCUUUAUGGCUGUCUGGGUGGACCAAUCGGCUUGAUCAGUCUUUGAUGUGCGAACUAUGGCUAAAAGAUUCAACUGUUUAAUGUCCGUGAAUGCUCGUUUUGAUGUUUUGGUCUGAUGACAUUGCUUGCUUGACUCCAAGAAUCAAAUUUGGUCUUACUCUAUCAAUGCUAUGAUGGGUGCUGGAUUCGCUUUCGGUUA
Rhodamnia argentea is the source of this 1123-nucleotide messenger RNA. Its product is annotated as glycine-rich RNA-binding protein RZ1A. Gene Ontology annotation, molecular function: RNA binding; zinc ion binding. The record is from RefSeq and is a predicted model, not a curated record. The transcript has 4 exons. NCBI's taxonomy places the organism in Eukaryota, Viridiplantae, Streptophyta, Magnoliopsida, Myrtales, Myrtaceae. The coding region runs from base 217 to 843 and encodes 208 amino acids.